AAGACACUAGGAAGCAAAGCGUCCGCGCCACCACGGUAUAUAUCCGAGACGAGCGCAUUCACACACUGCAGGACAGUGCGUUACCAUCCUGACGCCUUCAAUUUUGGCAUCGAGGGGUCAUCUCUGGGCUUUGAAAUUUGCCAUUUAAUCUGGAGUCAAUUUGGGAGCGGUUUCAGCGGCCGCGAUAAUGGCGCGAGGCCUCAUACUCCUGUGGCUGGUCGCCGCCGCGACGGCCUCACAAAGGAGGAAGAACAAAAAGAAAGCUGAUGCUGCCGCGGCGGGCCGGCCGCCGAGUAUGACCCUCGACGCGCUCCCUCUCAAAUACAAAGACGACGCCGUCGGCCGCUACGCGAAGACCUGGGCCACCGCGCACACGAACCGGAGCGGAAUGGCCCACUUUUUGGAGCGCUUCGGCGCUAUUGAUGUGGGUUGCACCUACGACGUCGAGAGUUCAGGUGAAGGCGCCAGCCUGCCGCGGCUCGUUUUCAAGUUCGCCGACGGCUCAUCAACACGCGCGGAGCCCGGCUGGCCGGACCACUUCAAGACGCGGCCGGCCGUCUGCGAGUAUGCGCGAGGGCCCCGCUUUGAUUCGGACGCGGCGAUGUUACUGGUGUCGUCGUCGACGGACUAUCUGUUUCGGCUGUGGCCGUUGUUCCUGAACAAGAUCCUCUACGCUGCAGCUGCCAACCUACGCCUCUUCGUCUGGAUCGGCGAGCUCCCCGCGGCGGCGACGCGGGCGACCGCCGCCGGAUGCUACCUAAGCCAACCGAACCGAGCCAGGUUCGACCAGAAGCCCAUGCUUAUGCACGCUCAGCAAAGAAAGUUGGCCGACAGCUACACGACGGACUCUUACGACGUGAAAGACGUCACGCGCGUGAGCAAUCAUCACGUGAUGCGCGGUGCGGAAAUCAACCCGGUCCUGCGCCUGCUCGACGGCGUGGAGGCUCCGCGCCAUGUGAAGAGUCUCCACGCAGGUCAAGAUGCCCGCGACGCUAGCGGUGCUCGCCCACCCUUCAGUAAGAGGCGUGUACUACGUCGACUUGGAUAGCGUCGCGCAGCUCCCCUUCAAUUUGACGAAUGUAAAACGGACGCACGGGCAGUACGCCGACGUUGUUUUCAAGUGGACAAAAAAAUUAGGACCAGCUACGUUACGGUGGAAGGUCAUGGGUUCCAGAUUUUAUGUGCGGGACACUCAGUUUGGGCGUCGCUUCUUCGAGCGAUGGUUCGAUAAUCGUUGUUCGUUCAAGGACCAGUAUUCGUUGUGGCACACGAUCCUGGAGCUUUCUGCGGAAGCCGGGUGCGUCGAUUAUAAGGGCGAGAUCUGGGAGCGCCACUCCUACGAUUCGGUAAGACACAUGAAGCCUAGUAUGGCGGGCGCCGAGCUGCAGCUGACGUGCGAUGUGAUCCAUGGGAAGUGCCCUACGUUUAAAUACGGGAACGAGGGGCCCUCCCAUCCUUGCGUUUACGACGACGUGCCCGACGUCCUGGACAACGUGUUGCACCACGCGAUCCCGCCCGACGGGCCGGGCCUGCGCGAGGUGACUUAUGGUGGGAAGACGCUGGUCGUGGAGAACACGUGCUUCUACGCGGGGAACCGGGCGCGCAUCGACGAUCAACGCGACCAGAAACGAGGCCUCUGCAAGUACGCGGGCAGCUGGCGCGAGUACCUCGAGAAGCUCGGCGUCGUGGGGAGGGAUACUUCGGUUCAUCCGUGGGGGGACUAA
This is a messenger RNA of Pelagomonas calceolata, 1724 nucleotides long. The record is from the annotation of a GenBank genome assembly. NCBI's taxonomy places the organism in Eukaryota, Pelagophyceae, Pelagomonadales, Pelagomonadaceae.